GUCCCAGGACUCCCUUCCCCACCUGUGAAAUGCUGGUGGCCAAGAAGACUCCCUUCUAGGUCAACCCACCUGCCAGCUUGCUCUGCCUUUUAGAAAUAGCACCGGAUCAAGCAGGGAGGCUCAUUCCCUGCCUAUUUGUGUGGCCACCAAGGAGCAGCUCUGACUAGCCUUCUCUUUUCCUCCUUACAGGGGUGCCUCCUGCUAUUAAGAGCCAGCUGCUCACACGCCAGAGUCCUUCUCUACCCAGACUCUCCAGGGCGACUGGGGAGGCAAAGCUGGGCCAGGCUGCUGGGGAAAAAGAGCCUUCUCCCAGGCUGCGUACAGCACGUCAGGAGAGCUCCUCAAAGAUGGCAGAAGAGGGGAAGGGCAAGCGCUCUGCUGCGGCCUGGCCCCAAACUCAAGCCCCUGCCUGUGAGGGUCAACGGAGAGCAGGACAGGAAAUAUGCUGCCUGUACAGGCAAGAAGAUGAAAGAACUCUGCAGGCAUCGCUGGCUGAGGAGCAGCUGAAGAAAGAACGGGAGGGACAGCACAUGUGGGAAAAGUGCAAGGGUCGUGGCGAAAGGAAUGGGAGAGAGAGUAUCUGGCAGAAGACGCAGACGGAAAUGCAGAGGCUGCAGACAGAGAGUGCUUCCUCCAUGGCACUUGUGGAACUGAAAAAGUCUCUGCAGAUGGUACCAGUGGAUAUGAAGCAGCAGCACGUCCUCAUCCCUCACCCCCCAGAGAAGAAGGCUGAGGCAGCUCCUCUGAGCAAAUCAAGCACCAACUGCCUUUCGGUGCGGAGUGUGCGGGUGAGGAAAGAGCUGGAGAAGAGAAAGGAGGCCCUGCAGAAAGACAAGACCAAGAGCAGAGCUCCGAACAUCCCUGGGAAUUCUGCAGAGGAUCUUCUGAUCUGCGUUGGUGAGAAAGUCCCUGUGCUUCCAGUGCCGAAGAUGACACGAGCAUCAGGGAAACCAGCGCGGACCCCUCGCAGCUGUGAGCAGCUGUCAGCCCAAUAAAGACUGUUGCUUCCUGCUGGAGGGACCAG
Molecule: messenger RNA, 1024 nt
Organism: Cygnus olor (mute swan)
Lineage: Eukaryota; Metazoa; Chordata; Aves; Anseriformes; Anatidae
Exons: 6
Coding region: 348-995 (215 amino acids)
Source: RefSeq, a predicted model, not a curated record